AUGGGUUCCUCCGAUUGCUCCAUGCCUCUGUCAGACUCUGCGGACCUCACGCUCGUCGUCCCCACCCCCGCAGAACGUAUCGAAUGUUUGAAAGCAAACAGCCGGGAAUGGAAAGGCGUGCUGGAUGCCGAUCAGUACGUCCAGCGCGAGAACCAUCUCAUGAACCAGGACAUGACCAAGGACGGCGCAAUGACCCUAUGGAUCCUCGUCGACCGCCACUUGCCCCCCGAUAACCGUCCCAUUCUCAGCAGCUGCGAGUCCUUUAGCAAACGCGCCUGGCUAGCCCACGACGGGAAAGUCGAGCAGAUCCUGGCCCAUGGCGUUGGAAGUGUCUUUUCAAAACCAGAGUUUCGACGUCGGGGUUACGCGGGGCGGAUGAUUUCUGAGCUCGCGAAGAGGCUGGACACAUGGCAGCAGGAGGAUUCGGUGCGGAAGAGGGGUGUAUUUUCUGUCCUCUAUUCGGAUAUCGGCAAAUCUUUUUAUGCGGAACGUGGCUGGAAAGCCUUCCCUUCGUCGCACAUCAGUCUCCCACCCGUCUUCAAAGAUAAAGGAAAGCAGAGCGUUUCUGGAGUCGAUUUAGGCAUGGCGGGGGAAAUGCAGGCCGACGACGUCAGACGGCUCAUGUGCUCUGAUGCAGCACUUGAGAAAUACCAACAAAUCUUACGGGAGGCGUCCCACAAUUCAAAAAGGGCCAAGGUUGCAUUUGUGCCUGAUUAUGCAGCUUUGAGCUGGCAUUGGGCUCGAGAGGAGUUCUACUCGAAGAUUCUGUUUCCUGGCAAGGGCGAGCCUAAAGUGAAGGGCGCCUGCGUUGAAAGCCGUAAGGUUUUCAUUUGUUGGAAUCGGAACUUUGGAAACACUGAGAAGGACAACGUGUUGUUCAUACUGCGAACAUUGUACGAGGAACCAAGGUCGCCAGCCGAAGAGAAAGCGGUAGUUGAGGCACUAGCUGCAGCUCUCUAUUGCGCUCAGUUGGAGGCACAUGAGUGGGGCAGGAGUCGUGUUGAUAUUUGGAAUCCGACUCCAGUCGUCGAGAAAGCUGUUAAAAUGCUGAGUCCGACGGCGCAAAUAGAGCAUAGGGAACAAACCAGCAUAUGCAGCCUGAAAUGGAAUGGCAAGCAGCUUGGGCUAGGCGAGGACGUUGACUGGUAUUGGAACGAGAAGUACGCCUGGUGUUGA
Messenger RNA from Histoplasma capsulatum G186AR, 1176 nucleotides. RefSeq lists its product as uncharacterized. The transcript has a single exon. The record is from RefSeq and is a predicted model, not a curated record. NCBI's taxonomy places the organism in Eukaryota, Fungi, Ascomycota, Eurotiomycetes, Onygenales, Ajellomycetaceae. Bases 1 to 1176 code for a protein of 391 amino acids.